This is a messenger RNA of Monascus purpureus, 1170 nucleotides long. NCBI's taxonomy places the organism in Eukaryota, Fungi, Ascomycota, Eurotiomycetes, Eurotiales, Aspergillaceae. The record is from the annotation of a GenBank genome assembly.
AUGCCAGGAGGUAGGCCCCGAAUCUACAAAACUGAGGAGGAUAGGAUCAGAGCACGUAAUGAACGUCGGCGUAAUCGCCGUCAGGGACAUCCUUCUGCUUCCAGUGCAGAAGCUCCAUUUCACAAUAUAUUUGUCACCCAUGAGAACGUGGGCGGUAGUCAGGCUCCAGACAGCAAUGCUGAUAUCUUCACUGAUCUCGCCAACACUCUGAACAAUCUUUCUGUGGAGGAGCAUCCUUCUGAAGAAGAGGCACCACAGCUUAGUACACUGGAUUUUGUUGCCGUGGAUGAAGAUGAGGAGGAAAAUGAAAUCAACGGGCGCAGGUCUUCGGUGGACAGCGAUGGGGAAGACCUUGCCAUGGGGGAUGACUCUCCACCCCCUUCAGGGUUGCCAUCCCCACAACCAAUGGACCUAGUCAUUGAUGAUGCCACCCAACUGCUGGCGGAACGCCUUGCAGAGCAACUCCUUGGACACCACGGCUGUCUGGAGCAUGUCACACAUCCUCCAUCCAAUGCCAACACCACUUCUCUCUCCGAGCUGAUCGGCACGGAUCUCCCAGAUGUUCUGUCCCACCCCAAGAUUCGACCGCAUCCAGCCGACUGGGAGAACCGUCUCCCGGUAGUGGCACGACGCCAGCUCUUUACCGGCAUCCGCCAACGGCGCGCUGGAAGCCCCCCUCCGUUGACAACCUCUGACGGCUCCUCUCCCAUGGAGAGUCCUCCACCCGCGAUGGAGGAUCUGCCUCCACCCCGGAUUGAUCUUGAAUCUGAUACGGUCCCAGCCCGGCAAUUGCCUCUCGCCAUCACCUUUGAUGUUGACAGUGCCGGUGGCUUUGCCACGAGUCUGAGCGUGGCCCGACAAGGGCUGGACUGGCUUGUUAUCCGACCGCCUGUCAGCAACCUGGCCAGCUCGCUGCAUCUCCCACCUGUUCCGGUUGGGUUCUACGACCCCAAUGGGGAACGAUGGCGAUCCGCUCGAGCUCCGAUUCAUCACGUCCCUCAUCUCCCCUUGGGGCGGCUCCAUGGCUUUGAGGCUGUUGAGGUGUAUCUUCUGUUCCCCGGUUGUUCCAUCCGUCCCUGCAGCACUGGGUCAUCACAGAUGAGCAGUGGACCACAUGGACAGAUGAAGUGGUCAUGCCCGCGAUCUAUGACACUCUCCCAUCGGAGCUGA